Molecule: messenger RNA, 1209 nt
Organism: Trichomonas vaginalis G3
Lineage: Eukaryota; Parabasalia; Trichomonadida; Trichomonadidae
Product: positive regulation of cilium movement
Exons: 1
Coding region: 1-1209 (402 amino acids)
Biological process (GO): protein polyglutamylation; microtubule cytoskeleton organization
Cellular component (GO): cilium
Molecular function (GO): tubulin-glutamic acid ligase activity; tubulin binding
Source: RefSeq, a predicted model, not a curated record
AUGUCGGGAGUGAAAGCAACAAUUAUACAGCUAAAAUUUAAUUCUGUUAUUCAAGCUUUCCAGGAAGCAGGCAUCCCGUACGAUGAAAACAAUCCUUCAGCCGUUUUAGUAUGGCACGAUACUCUUAAUUUAAUCGAUUAUUAUAAAUUUCUUCAUCCUUGGCAGGUAGUAAAUAGAAUACCAUAUAUCCAUUUACUUUGCAGAAAAUCAUCAUUUGCUAGACUUAUACAGCAUAUGAAAGAAUAUUUUCCUGAAGAAUAUUCUUUUGUACCUAAAACAUACAUUUUACCAUUUGAAGGAAAACGGCUUAAGAAAGCAAUUGCAAAAAAGAACGUGAGACAUAUCAUAAAACCUGACGGCGGAUCACUCGGAGUUGGUAUUACUAUUAUAGAUCCCGGAAAUGAAUAUGCUCCAGAAGAUAUCCUAGCAGUUGGCCAAGAGUAUAUCGAAUCACAUACAAUCGAUGACCGAAAAUACGAUUUACGUGUAUAUGUUUUGGUCGCAUCAGUUUCUCCACUUACAGUAUAUGUUUACAGAGAUGGAGUUGCAAGAUUUUGCUCAUCUGCACAAGGUGCCAACUCAGUUUAUUCUCAAAUCACAAAUGUUGGUUUAAAUAAAUUUAAUGUUGGCGAGAAAAGUAUGGAAGAGAUUUCCAAACUAAUCAGCGAUAUCAUUCCUAAGAUGCAGAUAACACCUGAAGAGCUAUGGAGUAGAAUUGAUCGCGUUGCGGUUCUAACAAUUUUAUCUUGCUACAAAUACUUCGAAAAAGGCGUCAAUGAUUUUGUGAAAUCAAUUCCUUAUCCAAGAUGCUUCCAAAUUCUUGGUUUUGACAUACUUCUCGACAAAGAUUUGAUGCCACACGUUUUGGAAGUAAAUUAUAGGCCAAGCCUUGAUUAUUAUCGACCACCAGAACGAAGAAUGAAGGUUUCAAUGAUUAGAGAUGCUAUUAGAAUAGGUUGCCCGCUUUCACAAGUUCAAGCUUGCAUUUCGGAGCGAUCUUUUGGCUGGGAUGGCGAAAACUUCAGUGCAUUUAUUAGUCAGUCCCAAAAUUUGAUCGAUUCUAUCAAUAAUGAGAAAAAAAGCGCGGUGAAAAAUAGCAAAUUUGUAAGAGUUUAUCCGUCAACGGAUAAAAUACAAGAAACUUAUAAUAAUAUCUUGGCAACAGUCAAAUCGUUGCCAUUUGCACUUAUUCCUGGUUUUAAUGUUUAA